CAGUGCCCUGAUGAUCGGUGCCCAGCAGUGACAACCCGCAAGUUCCGCCCAGCAGUGCCCACUACCCCGUCCCCCCACCUUGCCCAGCAGUGCCCCCACCUGUGCCCAGCUAAGUGCCCCCACCUGUGCCCAGCAGUGCCCCCACCUGUGCCACUCUGCAGUGCCACCUACCUGUGCCCAGAAGUGCCACCUACAUGUGCCCAGCAGUGCCACCCACCUGUGCCCACCCACCAGUGCCACCCACCUGUGCCCACCCACCAGUGCGCAGCCUGCCCACCAGUGCCACCCACCAGUGCAGCCCAGCAGUGCUGC
This is a messenger RNA of Staurois parvus, 312 nucleotides long. NCBI's taxonomy places the organism in Eukaryota, Metazoa, Chordata, Amphibia, Anura, Ranidae. The record is from the annotation of a GenBank genome assembly.